AUGAAUAAAAGAAAACUAAAUAUUCUUAAUAGCUUUAUGAAUAAUGAAGUAAAGAGAAAUUAUGAUUUUGGACCCGAUAGUUCUUCACGUUUAAUGGUUGUAAUUGCUAUUUUACAAUAUUUAGCUUUAAUAUCAUUUAUUUUCAGUGUUGUCUGCCUCUUUGGAACAAUUAUUCAAAAACGAUCUAGAUAUUGGGUUCAACAAAAUUUAAUAUCUUCUCUCCUACUUUAUGCUUUCCAUUUGGUGUCAUUAUUCACAUUCAUCAAUAUUAAAGAUAGAGUUCAGGGUUAUAAUCUAUGUAUUUUAUUGAAUUGUAAUGGAUUUUCCGGAAAAAAUUUAAGUGGAGAAUGGGGAACAGAACUUGGCUUUAAUGCAUGUCUAGUUGCUACAGGUUUAUCUUUCUUCAAUUUUAUGUUAAAUUUAAUUAGAGAUUUGUAUUUACUAAGAACAAUGAAACUACCAAUGGCAAUUCAACUUAUAAGACUUCCAACACAAGAACAAGAAGUUAUAGUAAUUCCUCCAGGUACUUUAGAAAAUCAAGCUGUACAUCUUCAAUAUACUUCCAACCCAAACAUUGUUGUUCCUAUAUCAACUCCAAUAGAUACCAAACUAUUGUAUAGGAUUGUACCAAUUUCAACACCCAAUCAAUAUAGAUCUAAAAAUAUUCUCAAACUAUUCAAUCCUGAAAAAGAAGAAAAAGAACAUUUUGUCAACAAUGACAGCCUACCACGUCAAGAUGUAAUAAUACCACAAAACUUGGUAAUUGAUUAUAAUCAACUAUAUUUCUUUAUAGAACAAGAUGUACCCAUUAUUGGACAAUAUGGUUUCACAACACAUUUUGUUAAGAAAUUUAUACUAAAUCCCCAACAACAUUAA
Messenger RNA from Heterostelium album PN500, 876 nucleotides. RefSeq lists its product as uncharacterized. Bases 1 to 876 code for a protein of 291 amino acids. The record is from RefSeq and is a predicted model, not a curated record. The transcript is spliced from 3 exons. NCBI's taxonomy places the organism in Eukaryota, Evosea, Eumycetozoa, Acytosteliales, Acytosteliaceae.